Molecule: messenger RNA, 918 nt
Organism: Camelina sativa (false flax)
Lineage: Eukaryota; Viridiplantae; Streptophyta; Magnoliopsida; Brassicales; Brassicaceae
Source: RefSeq, a predicted model, not a curated record
UCAAAAUAAAAAAAAAUUUAAAACUCUGUUUUUUCUAAGGCGUUGGAGAUUUUCAGAUUCUUUUUCUUCUUCUUCAGAGGAUCCAGCAAUGAAUAUAGCUUCGAGGAUUCGGCGGAGUUUUUUCGGAGAGAAGACGAAAUCUUCUGAUGGGAACAGCUUAACGAGUGGAUCGAGUGUUAAAGAAGAAGGUAAAGAUGAGAUUUUGGGAGUAACUGAUGAGUUAAUCGAUCAUGUCAGAUCCUUCACCAUUGAUACGUUUAAGGACUUCUCUCUUGAAGCAGAUGAAGAAGAAGAAGAAGCGUCUGUGGAUACUUUGGGAGAUGAAGGUAAUGGAAUGAGUUCAUCUGCUAAUGUGAAGAAGGAUUUGUCUGAUUGGCAGGAGAAACAUGCGGUUCUUGUGUUAUCGAAAUCGAAGGAACUCUCACAGCUGAGAUUCAAGUUAUGCCCGCGAGUUUUAAAAGAACAUCAGUUUUGGAGGAUAUAUUUCCUGCUUGUGAGGAAGCUUGUGGCAAAAUAUGAGGUGCUAGCAAUCCAACAGGCUAACAUAAGGAGGAUGGCCAUGGAAGACAGUAAAACUUCUGAAACCAAAGGUGUAUAUGAAGUUGAAAUGUCAGAAACGAAGCAAAGGUUGGGUACAGGACCUGCAACUCCGUGAAGCUUGUGUGGUGAAGUUUGAAAGAAAACAUGACAGUUUUGCUCACAAAUUAUCCAAACCAAAAUGCUGAACCAUCGGAGUUGAAACCAGGCUUGAUCAGUAAAUAUUGUUCAUGUGUUUAAAAGGUGACAAAACCAAGACGGUUUUGAUUCUUCAGAGGUGUAAAUGAUCAUGUGAAUUUAGUAUCAGACAUAACACAGUGGUCUUAAACCCUUUGUAGCAAUAACAAUAGACAUCAUUAUUAAAUGUUUUGAUUCGUCCGA